Messenger RNA from Anneissia japonica, 467 nucleotides. Its product is annotated as dynamin-like 120 kDa protein, mitochondrial. The annotation marks the transcript as partial. Gene Ontology annotation, molecular function: GTPase activity; GTP binding; microtubule binding. Gene Ontology annotation, biological process: mitochondrial fusion. The record is from RefSeq and is a predicted model, not a curated record. Gene Ontology annotation, cellular component: mitochondrial membrane; cytoplasm; microtubule. Lineage: Eukaryota; Metazoa; Echinodermata; Crinoidea; Comatulida; Comatulidae. The transcript is spliced from 5 exons.
UUGGUGGCACUACGACAAGAGAUUGAACUCCGAAUGAAGAACAGUGUUAAGAAUGGACAGACUGUCAGCUCUGAUGUGAUUUCUUUAAGUGUUCGUGGGCCUGGCAUCCAACGGAUGGUACUUGUUGAUCUACCUGGUAUUAUAAGUACCGUGACGACGGGAAUGGCAGCUGAUACAAAGGAGUCUAUACAUGCCAUGUUGACACACUAUAUGACAAACCCAAAUGCAAUAAUAUUGUGUAUACAAGAUGGUGCAAUAGAUGCAGAAAGGAGCAUCGUUACAGACUUGGUGUCGGAUAUUGACAAGGAAGGCAAACGUACAAUAUUUGUACUUACUAAGGUUGACCUUGCAGAAAAAGCCGCCACUAACCCUAAUAGGAUAAAGCAGAUCCUUGAUGGUAAACUGUUUCCAAUGAAGGCCCUUGGCUACUUUGCUGUUGUAACUGGUAAAGGUAAGUUAAUAUCAGU